GGCAAGCAGAAGGCCAAAGAACGGCAGAAAACGCCUUCCAAGAAAGAUGGUGUGAGCCUCAAAAUGAUUGAAGACCUGAAGGCCACGAUUGACAACAUCGCUCAGGAGGUUGCUCUACUGAAGGAAAAGCAAGCGCUGCAGACAGUUUGCCUGAAAGGCACCAAAAUUCACCUAAAGUGCUUUCUCGCGUUUUCGGAGACCAAGACGUACCACGAGGCCAGCGAAAACUGCAUCUCGCAGGGCGGCACGCUCAGCACCCCCCAGAACGGGGAGGAGAAUGACGCUCUCUACGACUACAUGCGCAAGAGCAUCGGCUCCGAGGCGGAGAUCUGGCUGGGCCUCAACGACAUGGCGGCGGAGGGCAAGUGGGUUGACAUGACGGGCGGCCCCAUCCGCUACAAGAACUGGGAGACUGAAAUCACCACCCAGCCCGAUGGUGGCAAGCUGGAAAACUGCGCAGCCUUGUCGGGGGCCGCCAUCGGGAAGUGGUUCGACAAGCGGUGCAGGGACCAGCUGCCCUACGUCUGCCAGUUCAUGAUCGUGUAG
This is a messenger RNA of Eurypyga helias (sunbittern), 546 nucleotides long. It is a transcript of the gene CLEC3B, whose product is annotated as C-type lectin domain family 3, member B. NCBI's taxonomy places the organism in Eukaryota, Metazoa, Chordata, Aves, Eurypygiformes, Eurypygidae. The annotation marks the transcript as partial. The transcript has 3 exons. The record is from RefSeq and is a predicted model, not a curated record.